This is a messenger RNA of Odontomachus brunneus, 3977 nucleotides long. RefSeq names its product aminopeptidase N. Gene Ontology annotation, biological process: peptide catabolic process; proteolysis. Gene Ontology annotation, cellular component: cytoplasm. Lineage: Eukaryota; Metazoa; Arthropoda; Insecta; Hymenoptera; Formicidae. The record is from RefSeq and is a predicted model, not a curated record. Bases 260 to 3154 code for a protein of 964 amino acids. The transcript has 15 exons. Gene Ontology annotation, molecular function: zinc ion binding; peptide binding; metalloaminopeptidase activity.
ACACGGCGACGAGGAAGCAUCAGUUCGUGCGCGGCCACGCUACCACACAGUCGUUCCAGAGACACUCGGACUCCUCCGAGGAGAAAGCGAGGAAGCGAGGACAAAAGUGGUCUCUUGAGAAAAGGGUAUCAAGGUCAAGCGACGUGCGGUGAUAAGGUGACGUCCGAACCACCGUCGCCCUCCGCAGAUCGUCCUCUGUUCUCCUCGGGCGUGCACGCCCGCUUCGAGGAUCACGUCGUUCACCCCGACACGAUUCACCAUGACAUGGGCACCGUUGCUGGCGGGACUCGUUCUGUUGUCGGCGAUACCGUCCGGCCAACCACGAAGCAUCAAAGACCAAACGCGCUGGAAGCGCAGUAUCGAUCUAAAUGAUGUCUACUACACGAAGAUGCGCCAGUAUAGAUUGAGAAACGAAGUCACGCCGACCAAUUACUCACUGGACAUCGAACUCGUCGACGAGGCCAAGUUCCGUGGCCGCGUCAAAAUCAACCUCACCUGGUCCGACACCAGCGACAGGAUAAUCCUGAACAUCCAUCCGGAUCUUGAAAUCUCAAAUACCACCACGAGACUGAUUCAGUUGUCGCCCGAACUAACGAGGCUGAACGUGCCGCCGAACGUCAAUGUCGCGAGAAUAGAACGGCAGCAACGGAAGUCCUGGUACAUUAUCCAUCUGGAGCAAAUGCUAAAGAAGGACUCCAUCUGCGAAGUUGUGAUCGAAUACACCGGCAAUAUCACCAGUAACGAAACCGCCGGUCUCUACAAAAGCGCGUACAUGGAUUCCGAUGGACGAAAGCAUACUUUCUUCGCUACUCACCUUCAAUUAGACAACGCACAAAGGUUGUUCCCCUGCAUGGACGAGCCGCCCUACAAAGCGACGUUCAAAUUGAGUGUGGCGCGCCCCAAGAACUUGAAGACGCUCGCGAACAUGCCGAUAGAGUCUACCGAGAGUUACUCCAACGGCCAGGUCCGAGACUUUUUCGAGGUGACGCCGCGGAUGUCGACGAAUCAGUUGGCUUUCGUGAUAUCGGACCUGGAGUAUAUCGAGCCCAAGAUAGAGAUCAACGAAAUGGACGGACGGAAACUCCGUGUGAAGGUUUGGGGCCGUAAGGAAUUCAUGGAGUCGUUGGUCGACGUUCCCGACAAAGUCGCGACGAUCGUUAAUUACCUGCAGAACUACUUCAACAGCUCGCUCGGUUUGCCAAAAUUGGACGUGAUGGCGAUACCUAUGUACAGCGUUUCCAAAGCCUCCGAUAAUUGGGGUCUCAUGUUCAUCAAGGAGAGCGAACUCAGAAGCCCACUUAUGUGGACCACAGCUUACGAAAUUCUCUAUCAAUGGAUCGGCCAAUCCGUCACGCCGUACCGUCGAAAUGACGCACCGGUCAUCAACAAAGCUCUCAAUUCGUUCCUGGCGUCCAUGACGACGAUCGAUCUUAAUCCGGACGAGAUGGAAGGAAAGUGGCCGAUGACGAUGUUAUAUCCUUUGUAUUACGAAUUCGCGCAAACCGUGCCUUUCUCCAGAGUGGCCGGCAUUAGGCAAGAAGCGACGUGGACGAAAGUCGAGUUGGUUUUCCGAACAUUCAAUUAUACACUGGGUCGCGACCUUUUCCAGAGGAGCGUGAGGAAGUUCUUCCAUCAACAAUCGAAAGAAGACCGCAGGACAUUCUUCGCCGACGACAUCUUCAUUCACCUGAACGACGUGGCGAACGAAACGAACAGUCUGCCGCCCGGCCUGACCAUCAACGGCAUCGCCGCGCCGUGGAUCAGCCGGGACAGAGUGCCGUUGGUCACGGUCAUACGCGAUUACGAAACUGGAAAAAUUAAUCUCAGCCAGAAAGUCUACUUGAGAGACGCACCUCCGCAAUCAACGGCAACGAUAUCCUAUCAGUGGGACAUCCCGAUCGUUAUGCAGGCCGAGGAUAAACUAAACUUUUUCAACACCAAGCCGACUGUGUGGCUGACGAAGCAGAACGAGCCGAAGAAUUUGACCAUUCCAGACAUCACCGAUGAGGACAAUUUCAUAAUCGUCAAUCCCGAAGAGAUAGGAAUGUUCCCGGUAAAUUACGACUCCUGCAACUGGAAGAUGCUCUCGCAGUACCUGCAAGGUCCGGAUCGCGAGAAGAUACCGCCAUUGACGAGAGCGAAACUCCUGCACGACGCGUGGAAUUUGGCUUACGCCGGCGAGCUAUGUUUCGGCAUCGCCAUGAAUAUGACUCUCUUUCUCAAGGAGGAGAGGAACCAUGUGGUCUGGGAGCCGGUGUUCACGAUGAUCCACCACAUCGGCCGCCGAAUCGAAGGUUUGGACGUGUAUUUGAAAUUCGAGGCUUACAUCAGAAGCUUGUUGAAGCCACUCUAUCUAGAGCUUGGUGACAACGCGCAACCUAACGAUCCCUCCUGGAAGACUCAUAUGCGCGGUCUCAUCAAGAACUUCCUCUGUCGAGCUGGAUACGAGCCCUGCGUUAAAGAAGCCCGGGAUCAGUUCAAAAAAUGGUUGACCGACGAGGAACCGGACAAAGGAAAUCCGGUCGCCAAUAAAUUCCUCUGCCCAGUGUUCAAAUGGGGCACCGACGAUGAAUGGGAAUUUGGAUUGCAGCGCGUCAUAAAUUUCCCGCAGAAUAGCUUGGCGAGGAAGCAAAACGAGCGGACCUACCUCCUGAAGACAUUAGCCGGCUGUCCGAAAGACGCGAACAAGAUCGAGAGACUGCUGCAAGUAGCCGUGUUGGAUCAGAACGAGAAUUUUACGGACGCGGACAUCCACCUGAUCUUCAGUAUGUUGACCGGCAGCGCGACCGGUUACAAAACCCUCUUCAACUUCCUCAUUCAGCACUGGUAUACCGUGAAGGAGCGAUUCGAGAACAAGACUUACUUGUGGGACGGCAUCGUUAACUUCGCCACGUCGUCCUUCAACACCCAGGAAGGUUACGACAUGGUGAGCAAGCUAUACAUGGACCACCAAAACGAGUUUGAGACAGCGGAUGCUAUCAUCAAGAAGGCGCUCAAGGUCAUCAAACAGGAGACCAAGUGGAACGAGGAGAACGUGCCGGUAAUUGACGCCUGGCUCAAAGACCAUCUAUCCAAGGAGGACUUGGACGCGAUCCUGGCUUCUACGUCCACCACCGUCCCCUCCACGACUAUUAUACCCACAACGACGGAUUAGCCAGCUGAACGUACACGGGCGAUGUUAUUAGACAGGCAGAACCCGAUCAAAUAGACUUCAACAAACUCGAAUUUGGAAUGUAUUACAGUAUUUGAUCCGCAAAGAAUUAACGGUUUGUUUCUUCUCUAGAGGAAUUUUUUAUUCGUUCCUCUUAAUGUAGUUAUAGCGAUUUCUCUUCAUUUCUUUUUGCUAAAUCAGUAAUAACGUCGCUUAGAUUUUGUUAAUUUUUAUUACAUGUAGUUUUUAUUAGAAAUCACAUCAGUGAAAUCUUGCGAAAUUGAUAGCUCAGACACGUAUACGGGUGACGGAAAACUCGCGUUUCCGGGUAAAGACUGGAACGUACACAGCAUAAUUAGAAAACAGUCCUGAUAGAUGUAGACUAAACUUAAAAGCAACGAAAAGUUUGAAAGUAAUAUUGUAUUAUAGUUAAAUUUUUAUUUUUGUAAGGCAAAUGAAAAUCGCAAUAUCGCUCGUGAUGUAUUUAUUUCGUUCGGUACGGGAGUGGAACGUUCCUCCCUGAAAAAAUUAUGCGGAAACGUAAUACUCAUAAUUAUUGAAAAAUUUAGUUAUAGGAUUUAGUAUAACGCUGUCUCUCGCUAAGUAAUAAAGAAAGAAAGUUAGUAAUUUUAAAGCUAAACAUAUUGCAAACUUUGGAACUUUAUUAAAUAUAUUACACAAUAUGAAAAUACAUGUGAGUUUAUAAAAUUAGAGAAUAUAUACGCCAUACAAUAAGAUGAAAACUGAUUAAAGGUGUUUUAGAGCAAAAAAUGGAUUAAGUUCUUGUAUAUGUAUAGAUGAUACAAUAAAACGACCCUACAAAAGA